Messenger RNA from Aspergillus tanneri, 642 nucleotides. RefSeq lists its product as uncharacterized. The coding region runs from base 1 to 642 and encodes 213 amino acids. The transcript has a single exon. Lineage: Eukaryota; Fungi; Ascomycota; Eurotiomycetes; Eurotiales; Aspergillaceae. The record is from RefSeq and is a predicted model, not a curated record.
AUGACCCAAUAUCAGCCAUUAGAUCAAAUCGAUCCCGAACACCCCAGGCCGAAGAAUCCGGCCUCCUCCUGGCUACAAUGCAUUGGAAAUGGAUUAAUAUCCCUCCUCGCAAUCUACGGCCUGAUCAGUCUCAGUCUGCUUGCCUGGUCCUAUCUACCUCUCCAGAAAUCAGGACAUACCUGUUCCUGCGGCCAAACUCCAGAUGAAGCCAUCAAACGAGGCUGUAGGUUCGAUCAGUUUGCACUGGCCUGGCUGCCAGAUGCCUGUCGCGAUGACGAUCUCAUCCACGAGUUUGAAGACCUAGGCAGGGCAUACAACCAUUCAUGGGAAUUUUAUACCUGGCCCGACCCCGAGCAAAAAAUGUCCCUCCUAGAAGUGUCGAUGGCGGCAGACGUGGUGGGCAUGAAGAAUCGGUCCGCAGUCAGCACGACGGUGGAUUGGCAUCACACGCAUUGCCUGUAUCUGUGGAGGAAGCUGUAUCGCACUCGGUAUACGAAAUUGACAAUGGAAAGUCGAUACGACAGCGAACACCAUCAGAAACACUGUGUGGAGAGCAUUCUGGAGUGGGUGAGGGUGCAGUCGCCGGCGGAGAGGCUGUUGGGGGGAUCAGUGGUUGAUUUAUAUGCGGAUGAGAAGCUGUAA